Aspergillus versicolor CBS 583.65 is the source of this 1797-nucleotide messenger RNA. RefSeq names its product Zn(II)2Cys6 transcription factor. The transcript has a single exon. Gene Ontology annotation, molecular function: zinc ion binding; transcription cis-regulatory region binding; DNA-binding transcription factor activity, RNA polymerase II-specific. Gene Ontology annotation, biological process: positive regulation of transcription by RNA polymerase II. NCBI's taxonomy places the organism in Eukaryota, Fungi, Ascomycota, Eurotiomycetes, Eurotiales, Aspergillaceae. The record is from RefSeq and is a predicted model, not a curated record. Gene Ontology annotation, cellular component: nucleus. The coding region runs from base 1 to 1797 and encodes 598 amino acids.
AUGGAGGACAAUGACAUGACCAACAGCAAAAAGAACAACGUUGGAUGUUGGACUUGCCGGCUGCGUCGCAAGAGAUGCGAUCUGGCCCGUCCAGUCUGUGGGAUUUGCUCGGCAUUGGAGAUUACUUGCUAUUCUGGCGCAGAUAAACCGGAAUGGAUGGACAAUGGCGCGAAACAACGCCAGAUGGCACAACAACUUAAGGCCGAGGUCAAAAAAAGAGCUUCUCGGCGGCGGUCGAAGAGGUUGGUACAACGUUUUGCGCGGGAUCUAGAGGAUGAAGAAGAACUCCAAACCCCAAAGCAGGCACUGGAUAUCAGCUCGCCAUCGACGCAGCAAACAAAUGGCCGCGCACCAAAUGAAGAGCAACCAUGGAGACACAGUCCUCCAAACUGUGCUAAUGAGACGCGCCCAGAUUCUGAAUCUGCACUUGGCUUUACACGGGUUUUGCCAGAGCAUCUGGAUGUCCCAGACUCGCACCGCCUGUCUAACGAACUGGAACUGAGCUUCAUUAUGGUGUUCCUGGACUACACUUUCCCUGUUCUAUUUCCACUUUAUACGCCCACUUUAUUCGAAGGUGGACGAGGAUGGCUCUUGGUGUUACCCAUGAAGAUCAGAGCGCUCUACCACACAGUCAUCAGCCUCACCUCGUACUUCUUCACCGAGGUACCGAUAAGUUCAGGAUCAGGAUACGAACGGUGCACAAACAUAGCGCUCGGAGAGCAGAGCAAACAGCUAGAUCUGGCUGUGAAGAUGGUGCAGCGCGAUCUUCAUAUCAUCAACCAAGGCGUUCACUCCAAUAUUCUUGAGAGCGUCUACCUUUUGGAAAGCAUCGUACAGCUAUUGAUCUAUGAUGGCGUUGUCGCAAGCACGGAGAAUUGGAAGAUGCACCUUGGCGCUGCUAUAAUUCUGUUUGAACAGAUUAUAGCAUCCCCGGGAUCGAUAUCCUCUCUUUUUAAUAUUAUGAGCCAGCUCUCGCCCCUACCAACAAACGCCGAUAACUGGAAUGGGUUCUGGACCGCCGAUCAAGCUGCUUUCAGGUUUUUCUCUGCGAUCCUGCUAAUCGCCGACAUCAUUUCUAGCACAGCGCUCGAACAAUCCCCCAAAUUACAAAAAUAUAAUCAUGAUUUGUUAACAAACGAUCCGGCUCACGGGAAAGCUCCCCUACAGCUAGAAGAUUUUAUUGGAUGCCAGAACUGGGUACUUCGCUUAGUCAGUGACAUUGUAGUCCUAGACACCUGGAAGAAAGAUAUGAAGAGGCACCGAAGUUUAAACAUGACGCAGCUGGUGGAGCGUGGCUCUUUAAUCGAACAGGAACUGCAGACCGGCCUCUCACAGCUCGAUCAUGUCCCUGAAACGCAGUAUCCACCUCACAGACCACCAGACAUGUUUCCCUUCAACGGGUCCUGUACCUCAAGUACAACCAACACCGUAACCCGCAUCUGGGCCCACGCUGCCCGCAUCUAUCUUCACACCGUCAUCUCGGGUUGGCAAACUGCCGCCCCAGAGAUAUGCGAGGACGUCUCUCAGACGGUCAACCUCUUAAAAGAACUUUCACCUGGUGUAUUGCGAGCACUAGCCUGGCCAUUUUGCGUUGCGGGCUGUCUGGCGGCUGAAGAGCAGGAAUCUGCAUUCCGAGAGUUAGUCAACUCGAUGGGGCCACUUGGGAUGCUCGGGACGAUGCAGGGUGCGUUAUGUAUCAUGGAAAAUGUGUGGCGUAAGCGGGCACAUAUUGAUCCUGAUACCUGGGAUAUCGCUGCGUGUUUGAGAAGCUUGGGACAUGUGAUUUUGUUUAUUUGA